Molecule: messenger RNA, 1873 nt
Organism: Bursaphelenchus xylophilus (pine wood nematode)
Lineage: Eukaryota; Metazoa; Nematoda; Chromadorea; Rhabditida; Aphelenchoididae
Source: the annotation of a GenBank genome assembly
AUGUUUUAUGUAAACGGAGGUAAGUCCCUCCAAUUAGUGUCAAAUAAAGUAUUUAGAACCGCAUAUUGGUCAUUUAUACUCUGCUUUGUUGGCUGACGCCAAUCAUCGAUGGACUUUGCUGAAGGAAAACAAAAAAUCAGACAAUUUGCAUCAAUUUAUCGUCGGGACUGACGAACAUGGAAUUAAAGUCCAAACAGCCGCAAAAAAUAGUGGAAAGACGCCGAAGGAACAUUGCGAUUUCUAUGCAGAGCGAUUUAGAUUGUUGUUUGAGGAGUUUAACAUUGGAUAUACGAGGAAUUUGAGGACCACGGAUCCGGAACACGAAGUUACUGUUAAAGGCAAGUGUAAUAUGUCAAAUUGAAGGCGAAGGUUUUUUUGAAUGUCGAUGAAACUUAACUCUGAUAAAGAUUAUGGCUUUAGAAGGAAUGAGGGAAAAUUUCAGGCCGUUUUAUGCAUAACCAACCGAGUUAUACGCGUUUUAAUUUGAAAAAACGAGAUUUUUUGAUGAUUUGGGGAAAAAAGUUUAUUUACUGUUUAAAAUCCGCGCUAGAUGUUGUUAGAAAUUAACGCACAUUCUCUGGAAAUCAUACCAAAAAAUUUCAUCAACAUCUGAUCUUUUCAUUUGGGUUACUGUAACAUUUUUCCUAUUCAGAAAUGUGGAAUCGCCUAAAAUCAAAUGGAUACAUUUAUAAGUCGACUUAUGAAGGUUGGUAUUCCAUGGUAGACGAGAGAUUUUACACCGAAGAAGAGAUCGAAAAACGGAAUAUAAAUGGCGAGGAAGUGACGGUGGCCAAGGAAUCAUUGUCCAAAGUUGAGUGGAUCCAAGAGGAUAAUUACAUGUUCAAAUUGGAAAAAUUUAAAGAUGCUAUUCACAAAUGGUUGACUACACAAGGUGAGGUGGGGCUUGUGGAGACAAAAGGUUAAGAAACACAAGGAGGAUGAGUAUCUUACCUUCUGUGAUAUCAUUUUUUAGGUUUUGGUCUAUAUGACCUAGUACAAUAUCAAUUUUUGGCUGUAAAAUGUCCAUUAUUUAGUUUCGUAUGGAGGUAUCAGGACUUAGAUUAGUUUAAGAGUAUUGCCUAUCGAUUUUGACUUCUUUUAGGUACCAUCUCCCCGGCCAGUCAGCUCCCUCAUAUCCUACAGUCGUUGAAGACCCAGAAAGAUCUCUCGAUUUCCAGAGACUCCACACGGUUAAAGUGGGGUAUUAGAGUCCCGGAUGAUGAUUCGCAGACUGUAAGAGAUCAAUUUUAAUUUGUUUUGCAUUUUUUUAUAUGAUCUUUUCUGGUUGACCAAUAUUAUUCUAGCUCUAUGUAUGGCUGGACGCUCUGUGUAGCUACUUAACGGCAACCGGCUUUCCCACCGACACAAAAUGGAUGAAUUUGUGGCCGGCGGACAUUCAUUUUAUCGGGAAGGAUAUACGGACGUAUGUUAUACUUGAUAUUGCACUAGAUACUGAUGAAAGUUGGGCAAUGCUAUCUUUAGUCUUGUUGUAGGGAAUAAGGUUGAUUUUUGCAGAUUCCACGCGAUAUUCUGGCCAGCAUUCCUAUUGGCUGCUGAUUUACCAUUGCCAAAAAAGAUCUACGUUCAUUCUCAUUGGCUGGUGGAUGGAAGGAAGGUAAGAAACUACUAUUUCUCAUAUCUAGAUUGCAAUUUCUGGACAUUUUUCGACCUAAAGAUUUUUGAGAACUUCUAAUUUUUUUCACAAUUUUUUUUUGUUUAGAUGUCCAAGAGCAUCGGCAAUGUUGUGAACCCAUUUUUGAUCAAAGAUCUCCUCACCGUAGAUGGAUUACGGUACUUUUUGCUCAAGCAAUCCACUCAGCAUAAUGAUGCCAGUAAGUUUAUUAUUUUUUGGGGCUUAUUCUACAGUGGAUAG